AUGAGUGACAAUGGGAAUGAGGACGAGGAGGAGGAAGAGGAGGAGGAGGAGGUGACGGCACAGCAGGAUGGAGGAGGAAGAGGGAGAGAAGAAGACGGUGGCGGAGAGAAUGUCGCGGUGGAGAAAGUGGACACCCAACCGGACCCUCUGCUGGAGAAGUCAAAGGAGAAGGCCGGCAGUGAAAGCCCGGGCCAGGCGGCCUUGGAGGAGCAGCCCAAGAAGCCCUCGGGGAAGAAACAGGGCAGCAGCAAGCCAGUCACUCACCGUGGCUUCAAGAAGUUCUCCCCCCGGGGCCACCAUGGGCUGCUCGGCCAUGCCGGGCGGUGCCUCGAUUGCGGGAAGGGCUUUGGCUUUGGCAAGCGCUCACGGCUGCACAGUGGUGCUGGCCUGGAGAAGCCCUACAAGUGCAAUGAGUGCGGCAAGUGCUUCCGCCUCAACUCCACCCUGGUGACCCACCAGCGGCGCCACACCAGCACCAAGCCCUACCGCUGCGCCGAGUGCGGCAAGAGCUUCAGCGUCGGCUCGGCCUUCAUCCAGCACCAGCGCAGCCACGCGGGCAAGAAGACGGGCGUGAGCCCAGCUCGGCCCUGUGAGUGCAACGUUUGCGGCAAGAGCUUCGGUCUCCCGGCCCACCUCAUCAAGCACCAAAAGCAGCACCUGGAGGAGAAGCCCUACAAGUGCACUGAGUGCGGCAAGGGCUUCAACUGGAACUCGCACUUGGAGCGCCAUCGGCGCAUCCACACUGGCGAGAAGCCCUACGUCUGCGAGGACUGUGGCCGUGCUUUCGCCUGGAGCUCCCACCUCGACCGCCACCGGCGCAUCCACUUUAGCAGCAUCCAGGCUUCCCCUUGCAAGUGCUGCCUGGCAUCCGCAACUGCGCCGGCUAGCAAAGCCAGCACCAAACCCUACCAGUGUGGUGACUGCGGGAAGGGGUUUAACAAGAACGCGGCAUUGUCCAAGCACCGGCGUGCGCACCAUGCUACGGAGAAACCCUACGUUUGUGAGGAUUGUGGCAAGAGCUUUGGACUGAACGGUGCCCUGCUUCAGCACCGGCGCACCCGCCACCCCGAUGACUCUGCCAAGCCCUACACCUGCAGUGACUGCGGGAAGAGCUUUGCCUGGAGCUCCCACCUGGACCGGCAUCGGCGCAUCCAUGCUGGCGACAAGCCCUACCACUGCGAUGACUGCGGCAAGGGCUUCUCGCAGAGCUCCCACUUGGAGCGGCACCAGCGCGUGCACAGGAGUGCUGAGCACCCGCCCUCUUGCAGCGAGUGCGGGAGGGGUGGGGGGGAGGGCGUGCGGCACCAAGGCACUCAGACUGGCGAGAAGCCCUACUCCUGUAUAGACUGUGGCAAGUGCUUUGCCCAGAACUCGGCCCUGGCCAAGCACCGGCGCAUGCACACCGGCGAGAAGCCCUACAAGUGCAACGAGUGCGGCAAAAGCUUCAGCGUGCGCUCCAACCUGCUGAAGCACCAGCGAACCCACCUGGGCGAGAAGCCCUACAAGUGCGGCGACUGCGGCAAGGGCUUCAUCCAGAAGUCCGACCUCACUAAGCACCGGCGCAUGCACACCGGCGAGAAGCCGUACCGCUGCGACGCCUGCGGCAAGUGCUUCAGCGUCAGCUCCAACCUCAUCAAACACCAGCGCAUCCACCUGGGCGAGAAGCCCUAUGCAUGUGGGGACUGUGGCAAGGCCUUCAUCCAGCGCUCGGAGCUCACCAUCCACCAGCGCACCCACACCGGGGAGAAGCCCUACAAGUGCAGCAUCUGCGGCAAAUGCUUCAGCCGCAGCUCCCACCUCAACCGCCACCAGCGCACCCACAGCAACGACAAGGCCUCUGCUGGCAUGGCCCCUGCCUCGCUGCUUGCUGGUGGCCCCGCCAAGCCUGCUGCUCCUCUCCCCGCCUCGGCCUUCUCUGCCUCCUUCGCUUCACCCGGCCCCCUCCCCACCCUGUCUUCUUUCACUUCUCCUCCCUCCCCCCUCUCCCUCCCUUCUCUCGAUCUACCCUGGGCCCUGCCUUUCCCAGCCCGAGGCUUCCAACAUCCGUCCUUCUCUUCGCCUGCCCCUUCCGGAGCCCAGGCCUCUUCCUUGAUAAACUAG
Molecule: messenger RNA, 2100 nt
Organism: Gekko japonicus
Lineage: Eukaryota; Metazoa; Chordata; Lepidosauria; Squamata; Gekkonidae
Product: zinc finger protein 345-like
Exons: 2
Coding region: 1-2100 (699 amino acids)
Source: RefSeq, a predicted model, not a curated record